Messenger RNA from Naegleria gruberi, 591 nucleotides. RefSeq lists its product as uncharacterized. NCBI's taxonomy places the organism in Eukaryota, Heterolobosea, Eutetramitea, Acrasida, Naegleriidae. The transcript has a single exon. Gene Ontology annotation, biological process: peptidoglycan catabolic process; cell wall macromolecule catabolic process; signal transduction. Gene Ontology annotation, molecular function: lysozyme activity. The coding region runs from base 1 to 591 and encodes 196 amino acids. The record is from RefSeq and is a predicted model, not a curated record.
AUGAAGAGAUACUGCUCUGUGAUUGUUGGUUUGGUUUUGAUGAUGGCAUUUGCUGCCUCUGUUGCCAAUGCUACAUUGGGUCUUGAUUUGUCGUAUUUCCAAGGAGAUGUUUCUCAAAGUUCUUGGAAUUGUUUAAAGCAAUCUGGACGUGAAUUUGCUAUUAUUCAAGCUCAAUUAUCAACUGGACGUGUCAAUCCAUAUGUUGCUAAUGACAUCAAUCGUGCCAAGGCUGCUGGUAUUAAAUAUGUUGAUAUUUACAUCUUCCCAAAUAUUAAUGAAGAUGCUGCUGCUCAAGUUCAAAAUACUGUCAACUUUAUCAAGAGUAAUGGUGCAACCUUUGGUCAAAUUUGGCUCGAUAUUGAAGGUCCUCAAUACUGGACUAAUAAUUGUCAAACCAAUGUUAACUUUAUCUCUAGAAUGGUUAAUGCUGGUAGAGCUACAGGUUAUCCAGUUCACAUCUAUUCUUCUCAUUCUCAAUGGCAACCAAUUACUUGUGGUUCUACUGCCUUCUCCAAUUUGCAAUUAUGGUGGGCUUACUAUGAUAACAAUGCAUCAUUUGAUAACUUCCAAUCUUUUGGAGGAUGGAGGUAA